Molecule: messenger RNA, 1122 nt
Organism: Colletotrichum truncatum
Lineage: Eukaryota; Fungi; Ascomycota; Sordariomycetes; Glomerellales; Glomerellaceae
Product: zinc-binding dehydrogenase family oxidoreductase
Molecular function (GO): oxidoreductase activity, acting on NAD(P)H
Source: RefSeq, a predicted model, not a curated record
AUGACGAUUAUACCAACAGAACAAACCGCACUCAUCGCCAAGGAAGACGGCACCUUGGGACUUAACCACCACGUCAAAGUGCCAGACCUGGAAGAUGACAUGAUCCUAGUCAAGAACAUGGCCGUAGCACUAAACCCCAUCGACGUGAAGAUGGUGGGCAAACUCGCAACUCCCGGGGCCGUGGCCGGCAUGGACUUCGCCGGCGAAGUGGUAUCCAUAGGCUGCAAGGUGCAGACGAGCGUUCCCAUCCAGAUAGGAGACCGCGUCUGCGGUGCCGUACCGGGCAUGCACGCCCUCACCCCAUCGGUAGGCGCCUUUGCUCAAUACGUGGGCGUUUCCGACGUCGUCACCAUGAAGAUACCCGACCACCUCACCUUCGAGGAGGGUGCAUCCCUGGGGAGCGGCAUUGGCACUAUCGGACAGGCACUGUUCCAAUCACUACAGAUUCCCGGCACUCCUGACAGGCCGAGCGAGAAGCCUGUCCAGGUGCUGGUGUACGGCGGAAGCACGGCAACGGGCACGUUAGCCAUCCAGUUACUCAAACUAUCGGGUUUGGACCCCAUCGCCACAUGUUCACCCCAUAACUUUGACUUGGUCAAGUCGUACGGCGCCUCGGCCGUUUUUGACUACCAUCACCGUCCCGCAUCCGACUCUUCGAACCAUACAGACACACCUGAAGCCGCCAUCAAGCGCCACACUCGCGGCUCUCUCCGCUACGUCCUCGACUGCGUCUCGGAGCCCGACACCAUGCAGUUCUGCUACCGGUGUCUGGGUCGUGCGGGCGGAAAAUACACGGCUCUGGAGCCCUUCCCUGCCUUUCUGGCCGAGACGCGGAAGCACACCGUCACGGCCGACUGGGUCCUAGGCCCGACGCUGCUUGGCAAGCCACUUGGGUGGCCCGAGCCGUUUGCGCGUGCGGGAGAUCCUAAGGAUCACGAGUUUGCGCGCUGGUGGUUCGCCGUUGCGCAGCGGCUCCUGGACGAGGGGAGCUUGCGGAUGCAUCCGCUGAGAAUUGUUAAUGAGAACGGGGACGGGGGAUUUGCGGCUGUGGAGGCGGGCUUGUCGAUAUUGAGGAAGAAGCAGGUUUCUGGGCAGAAGCUUAUAUGCCGUAUCCAGGAGUAG